AUGGAACAGUUUCUCAUAACUCUGUUCAUGCUAUACUUUGUGUCUUCAAAUGCCAGAGCAGAGCAGAAUUACUCAGGAAAUUCCGUACUCAACUGCAGCAUCAAACAUGAAAACAGGCCUUCAUCAGCUUUCCUUUACACCUGCAAUGGCCUGAGCAAAUCGUGUCUGGCCUUCCUCAUCUUCAAGUCCCAACCUCCUUACAACACAGUUACUUCAAUUUCAAAUCUGACAUCAUCAGAACCAGAAGAGCUCGCCGCAAUCAACCGCGUGUCUAUGUUCACUGUGUUCCCAACCGGCAAAGAGGUAAUUGUUCCUGUCAACUGUAACUGCAAAACUAAGGACUAUUACCAAGCUGAUACUAAUUAUACCUUGCCCACAAUCCAAACUUAUUUCACAAUAGCAAAUGACACCUAUCAGGGAUUGUCCACUUGCAAUUCUCUCUUGCGUUACAAUCCAUAUGGGGCAUUAGAUUUGCAUGCUGGUAUGCAGUUACACGUGCCACUUCGAUGUGCUUGUCCAACUCAGUCUCAAAUUGCCAGUGGCACCAAGUAUUUACUAACUUACGCAGUUGAUUGGGGUGAUAAUGUAUCUUCUCUUGCUACAAGAUACAAAAGAUCGGUGACUUUCGUUGAGGCACGUUAUACGAUAAGAAAAACCAAGCUCGCGUCUUCGGAAGAAAUUCGUGACGAGAUUGCAGGCAUUGAGCAUGUUUCUAAAGAGUACAGAUUCGAGGAAAUAAAGGAGGCGACCGAGGAUUUCAGUUCAAAGAAUAGAUUAGGAGGCUCAGUGUACUGGGGAGUGUUUGGCAAGGACAUCUUGGCUGUCAAGAGAAUGAGGACAGAUGCGUCCAAGGAAGUGAAAAUGCUGAAGAAGAUCAAUCAUUUCAACGUCAUAAAGCUGCAAGGUUACUGCAAAAACGAAGGCUUCUUCUACCUAGUUUUUGAAUACAUGGAGAAUGGCUCUCUGAGAGAGUGGCUUGAAAAAAAUGUACCCACGGAGCACCAGAGUUGGGGCAAGAGGAUCCAGAUUUCUCUGGAUAUUGCCAACGGACUUCAAUAUCUUCACAACUUCACUGAACCUUGCUACGUGCACAAGGACAUCAACACUAGCAACAUUCUACUAAACAAGAACGUCAGGGCCAAGAUUGCAAAUUUUCGUCUUGCAAAAGAGUCAGAAGGGGAUAUAAUUUGCAAUCACAGGUGGUGGGAACAGAGGUUAUAUGGCUCCUGA
This is a messenger RNA of Prosopis cineraria, 1230 nucleotides long. RefSeq names its product protein LYK5-like. Gene Ontology annotation, biological process: protein phosphorylation. Gene Ontology annotation, molecular function: protein kinase activity; ATP binding. The transcript is spliced from 2 exons. NCBI's taxonomy places the organism in Eukaryota, Viridiplantae, Streptophyta, Magnoliopsida, Fabales, Fabaceae. The record is from RefSeq and is a predicted model, not a curated record. The coding region runs from base 1 to 1230 and encodes 409 amino acids.